AAGACAGUUUGUGUCAAUCAAAGCUGAGCCCCCUCCCCUUCUCUUCUCUCUCUCUCUCUCUCUCUCUCACUCUCUCUCUCUCGAUCUCCUCCACUUGUGUAGGCGCUCUUAAAGCAGAGCAUUUACGCACGGCAGUCAGUCGUUAACGGGCUGCCUGAUAUCGGCGCUCCUCUGUCUACUGGCUGUUAAAUCUCCACCUUAAAGAGAGAAGAUUAGGGGAGAAGUGGGCAUAGUGGGAGGGAGGUGAGGACAACAGGGGAGGCGAGAGUAAGAGAAAAAGAAGAGCCAUGAAAAGGGGGAGGAGAGCGAAUCGUUCCGGCUGCCCGCAUCAACUGCUGUAGUGGAGGGUUGAGAGAGAGAGAGAGAGAGAGAGAGAGAGAGAGAGAGAGAGAGAGAGAGGGGAGAUGGCACAACGCUUCAGCAUCCAAAAGACACGGGAAUGGUGCGCCGCCGAGACCGGAACCCUGGACCCACCCAAAGCAGCAUCACACUCACCGCUCUCCCGUCGAGCCUCUUCCCCGAGCGGCAGCGCCUCAGCCUCGGUAAGAGAGGUUGGAUAAGCCCUAAGGAUGCAAGUUGUUUUCAAUCAGCUCUGUAGUUACCAGCUGUGCCCUCACAUUCCCCAGGGUGGCACAACCUAGGCAUUAAUCACCGCUCGCUCCAUCUCUUCAUGUGAUUCCUCUGUGAGGACUGGAAGGAGACUACUUUGACCACUUUUACUCAAUGAAGACCUUUGUUCCCCAACAUUCGGCACAGUUCCAUUCUCCACCUGCCAUGGUGACAUGACGCACCCCUGAGUGGCAUUUCUCCUUUCUCACACACAUAGACAAUCUCUCGGACUCCUCAAACCUCAAAACUCACACACAAAAUCUCCAGCAGUAUCCAGCAGGCUAAAAACAGACAUCUCCUCCCACUAGACAUACAACUCCCCGCUUCACGAUGACGGUGGCCGUGCGAUUCCGUCGCCACCUGCGUAGGCUCUUGCUCCUGCUGGCCUCCUGCUGUCUCCUCUCCCUCCUCCUCUCGGCUUACUUUCUUUUUACAAACUCUUCUCCAUCCAUGCAGCUCGGACAAUCCCCCGAACCCGCCUGCUCCCAGCCUCUCUCCAUGUCCACGUACCAUCAGCUCCCCUACCCGUACCCUCCCAACCCCCCUCACACACAUGUCCACACUGACCCGGUAGUACUGGUGCUGGUGGAGUCCCAGUAUUCCCAGCUGGGUCAGGACAUUGUGGCUAUAUUGGAGUCAGCACACUUCCAGUUCCGAAUGGAGAUCGCCUCAGGGAAGGGCGACCUUCCGCCACUGACAGAAAAAGGCCGCGGCCGAUAUUCACUCAUCAUUUAUGAGAAUCUUUUAAAGUAUGCACAUGCAGACACAUGGAACAGACAGCUGUUGCAUCAAUACUGCAGUGAGUACAGAGUGGGCAUCAUAGGCUUCUACCGCUCCAAUGAGAACUCCCCACCUCUCCUCAAACUCCGAGGCCUCCCGCUGGUGCUCAGGACCAACCAGGCACUUUGGGACUGCUGUGUGGUGUCCAGCUCACCUCUGCUCCACCUGACCAAGCCCGGCACAGAUCGCGGGGCAUUACCUGGGGAGGACUGGACCUCCUUUUCUUCAAAUCACUCCACUUACCAGGCUGUGCUGCAUGCACGGGCCAAGGAGGGAGCAGGGGCAGGCAGCGGAGAUAAUGCAGGGCCUGGCUUCAGUUUAGGCCUCCAGGCCACUGUGGUACAGGACAUGGGACUCUAUGAUGGGGUGAGGAGAGUACUAUUUGGCCAAGGACUGGGCUACUGGCUACACAGACUCAUCCUGGUGGAUGCCAUCUCCUACCUCACAGACAGGAAGCUUACUUUGGGUCUGGACCGGCACAUACUGGUGGAUAUAGAUGACAUUUUUGUGGGAAAGGAAGGAACACGCAUGAACGCCAAGGAUGUGAAGGCUCUCCUUGACACGCAGAGACAGCUGCGUUCUCAGAUCUCCAACUUUACCUUCAACCUGGGCUUCUCUGGGAAGUUCUACCACACAGGCACAGCCGAGGAGGACGAAGGAGACGAUUUACUGUUGAAGUAUGUGGAUGAGUUCUGGUGGUUCCCCCACAUGUGGAGCCACAUGCAGCCUCACCUUUUCCACAACGAGUCCUCACUGCUGGAGCAGAUGGUCCUCAACAAGGAGUUCGCUCUGGAGCACAACAUCCCAGUGGACAUGGGCUACGCCGUGGCCCCUCACCAUUCAGGUGUCUACCCGGUUCAUCUGCAGCUCUACAAGGCUUGGAGACGUGUGUGGAACAUCCAGGUUACCAGCACUGAAGAGUACCCCCAUCUGAAACCUGCCCGCUACCGUAAGGGCUUCAUCCACAACAACAUCAUGGUGCUGCCUCGCCAGACGUGUGGCUUGUUUACUCACACCAUCUACUAUAAGGAAUACCCCGGUGGACCUAAAGAACUGGACAAAAGCAUCCGGGGGGGAGAGCUUUUUCUCACUGUGCUACUCAACCCAAUCAGUAUAUUCAUGACCCACCUGUCUAACUACGGCAAUGAUCGACUGGGUCUCUACACAUUUGUCCACCUGGCCUCCUUCCUUCGCUCGUGGACAAAUCUGAAACUCCACACGCUCCCACCCCUGCAGCUUGCACACAAGUAUUUCCAGCUUUUUCCCGAACAAAGGAAUCCACUCUGGCAGAAUCCGUGCGAUGACAAGCGGCAUAAAGACAUCUGGUCUAAAGAGAAAACCUGUGACAGGUUACCUAAGUUCAUGGUCAUUGGACCACAGAAAACAGGAACGACAGCUCUUUAUCUCUUCCUACUCAUGCAUCCCUCCAUCUCCAGUAACUUCCCCAGUCCAAAGACUUAUGAGGAGGUUCAGUUCUUCAACACCAAUAACUACCACAAAGGAAUUGACUGGUACAUGGAGUUUUUCCCUGUGCCCUCUAAUGUUACCACGGACUUCCUGUUUGAGAAGAGCGCUAACUACUUCCCGUCAGAGGAGUCCCCACGGCGAGCAGCUGCCCUGCUGCCAAAGGCCAAGAUCAUCACCCUGCUCAUCAACCCAUCUGACAGAGCCUACAGCUGGUAUCAGCAUCAAAGAGCUCACGAGGACCACGCAGCUCUGCAGUUCACCUUCUAUGAUGUCAUCAGUGCGAGACCGGGAGCACCAGCUGAGCUCCGAUCCCUCCAGAGCCGCUGCCUCAUCCCCGGUCUCUACUCGACGCACCUAGAGAGGUGGCUCACUUACUACCCUGCUAACCAGGUGAUGAUCAUAGAUGGCCAUCAGUUGAGAACUGACCCUGCAGCAGUGAUGGAUGAAGUGCAGAAGUUCCUGGGAGUCACUCCUCACUUCAACUACUCCCAGGCACUCACGUUUGACCCUCAAAAGGGCUUUUGGUGCCAACUCCUUGAGGGAGGAAAGACAAAAUGUUUGGGAAAGAGCAAAGGGAGAAAGUACCCUCCUAUGGAACCAGAGGCACAUGCAUAUCUCUCCAGGUACUACAGGGAACACAACGUGGAGCUGUCAAAGCUGCUGCAUCGCCUCGGACAGCCGCUUCCCUCCUGGCUAAGAGAGGAGCUUCAGAAGAUAACCUUUGCAUCCAUGAACCAGGGUUAAAGGUCAAGGGGGUUGAAGACCAGGAUGUAACCAGGAGCACCUGACCUUCAGAUGCACUGAGGUGAAAGCAAGGACGGGGUCCCUUGUUUCACUGAGGAGCUGUGACACUGCUGAAGGGAGCAGAGGUCAUGAAAGUGCAGAGAAACUUUGAUGGGCUGAGAGUGAACUUUUGAAAAGAUGGAUGGAUGGAUGAAUGGAUGAAUGAAUGAAGGGAUGGAUGGAGAAAUGACUCAGACAGCCUUGAAGAAAGGGGGACUCAACAGGAAGAAGCACAGGACUAUGGAAGACACGGUGCAUUUGCCAAGUCUUUGAUGGCCAAACCCUGUUCUGAACUGUGGUGAACUCUUGUGCAGACCUGCAGUGACUUUGGUGGCUAUUACUACUAUCAUCAUCAUUAUUAUUAUUAUCAUUUUAUUUUCACCUUUGAUUUAUGAUGCCAGAACAGCGCUGGUCAGCUGUACGGUUCCUUUAGAGAUGACUUUGCACAAGUUCUGUUUCAUGUAUCUCCAAGACAAAAAAAAAAUGCACCCUGUGUCUUGGUCUUACCUUUUUUCUUUUUGUUUGUUUUGGUUUUUUUUAUCACAGUAAGAAUGAAAAAGUAGGAAGGGUAAGUGCAUAGACUCAGGGUGACUGACAGGCUCAUACUUUCCAUUAUAGCUCCUUAUUGUUUUGUAGGUUAACUUGAAGCUAAUUUCUGGUAGAUCUGCUACCCUUGUUCACCCUUCAAGAUGUCACUUGAGGUUUUCCCUGGAAAGUACAGACUGGAAAUGAAUUACUUAGCCAAGAUGGAUUGCCUGCUCGUUGUGACAAGCCAUGAAGGAGAACGCUGUGCCUGUUUAACAGAGAAUGAGUGCUGAUGAUUUCAUUGCCCAGGACGGAGGAGAUGUGGGUUUGUGGGAAGGAAAACUGACCAAAAUGAGCCUAAUGGAUAUGACACUUAAUUCCAAAACCCUUUAAGUAGCUUCUGUAACUGCAAACAAUUUUUUAUUUUAUUUUAUUUUUUUUGGUCUCAUUUAAAUCUCAACCUCUUUUUUUUUUCUUUUUAAAACCAGUGGCCUACGUUGUUAAACUUCAGUUUGCAAAAAAAAAAAAAAAACCCUUAAAUGUCGAACACAGAAACCAAAAUUAAAGAAACCAAUAUGACUGACAACAUAA
Scatophagus argus is the source of this 4755-nucleotide messenger RNA. RefSeq names its product N-deacetylase/N-sulfotransferase (heparan glucosaminyl) 3 (gene ndst3). Bases 940 to 3600 code for a protein of 886 amino acids. Gene Ontology annotation, cellular component: Golgi apparatus. The record is from RefSeq and is a predicted model, not a curated record. The transcript has 16 exons. Gene Ontology annotation, molecular function: heparan sulfate N-sulfotransferase activity; deacetylase activity. NCBI's taxonomy places the organism in Eukaryota, Metazoa, Chordata, Actinopteri, Scatophagidae.